This is a messenger RNA of Solanum lycopersicum (tomato), 2246 nucleotides long. RefSeq names its product auxin response factor 14 (gene ARF14). Lineage: Eukaryota; Viridiplantae; Streptophyta; Magnoliopsida; Solanales; Solanaceae. Gene Ontology annotation, cellular component: nucleus. Gene Ontology annotation, molecular function: DNA binding. Gene Ontology annotation, biological process: regulation of DNA-templated transcription; response to hormone. The record is from RefSeq and is marked provisional.
UUUGAUUUCGCCAUCUUUUUUAUACUGAUUAAUGUUUCUGCAGAAUCUGUUAAUGGCGGACAACAAAUCAAAUUGUUUUGAUUCUCGAUUGUGGCAAGCAUGUGCUGGUACUAUGGUAAAAAUGCCUGCAGUUGAUUCGAUAGUGUUGUAUUUUCCUCAAGGGCACGCAGAACAUGCCGGUGUAAAUGUUGAAUUUAGGAGUGACGUUAAGAUUCCAUCCUACAUUCCUUGUAGAGUUUCGAGUAUUAAAUACAUGGCAGAACGUGAAACUGAUGAAGUUUUUGCGAAAAUUAGAUUGACGCCUGUUCGUCUUAGUGAAUUUUUCGAAACGCCUGAGGAAGAAGGAAUGGUGAAAAUUGGGUCGGAUAAUUCACGUAAACCUCUUUCGUUUGCUAAGACAUUGACUCAAUCAGAUGCUAAUAACGGUGGAGGUUUUUCUGUUCCGAAAAAUUGUGCAGAUACGAUUUUUCCUACUUUGGAUUACAAUGUGAAUCCUCCCGUUCAGACGCUCUCAGCAACGGAUAUUCACGGGAAAUCAUGGCAAUUCAGACAUAUUUAUCGAGGGACACCAGAACGUCAUCUUUUAACAACCGGCUGGAGUACUUUUGUCAACCAAAAAAAGCUUGUUGCAGGUGAUUCCAUUGUGUUUCUAAGGAAUGAAAAUGACAAAAUUUCUAUAGGAAUUCGAAGGAUUAAAAAAAAGAGUGUUGCAAUGGAACCCGAGACUUCUCCUUGGUGGUUUCCAUCGGUUGGUAAUCUUACUAUACCACGCGGAGGAUUUUCAGCUUUUCUCAGAGACGAUCAUAAUACAAACUCGAGUUGGAGUUUGAUAAACAGGGGAAAUGUUAAAGCAGAAUCAGUUAUUGAAGCUACGAAACUUGCAACUAAUGGACAACCAUUUGAGGUUAUCUUCUAUCCGCAGAGUACUACUCCAGAGUUCUUUGUUAAGGCUUCACGUGUCAAGGCAGCAUUGCAAAUCCCCUGGUGCUCAGGAAUGAGGUUCAAAAUGCCCUUUGAAACUGAAGACUUAGUGAUAAGCUGGUUCAUGGGAACUAUAUCGUCUGUUCAAGCCAACGAUCCAAGUCAAUGGCCAGAUUCACCUUGGAGGAUGCUUCAGGUAAUACAAACUAUAUUUAGUAUAUAUAUCAUGUUAUUGUGAUCCGUUAUACCACGACCUAUUAGUUGAUACCUUUAUCUCUCUAAUUGUUGUAGGUGACAUGGGACGAGCCAAAUUUGCUCCAUAAUGUGAUGUGUGUCAACCCAUGGCUCGUGGAACCAGUCUCAAACAUGCCCACCAUCAACUUUAAUCCCUAUACACCCCCACUAAAGAAACUUCGAUUAUCUCACACUUCGGAUUUUCCUUUAAAUGGUCAUCUUCCUAUGUCAGGUUUUCCCAAUAACCAUCUAGAAUUUUCUAUAGAUCCUCCUAUGUCAAGUUUUCCCAUCCAUCAUCUACUUAGGCCCUAUGGUUGUCCUCCUAACAACACCCCUGUUGGUAUGCAGGGAGCCAGGCAUGCUCCAUAUAAUUUAUCAUUACCGGAUAUCCACACCAAUAAUUUGCUCUCGAGUCUAUCUCCUGUCGGAUUUCCAUCACUUCAUCAUGUUGUUGCGAGUCCAAAUACCUCCAAUAAUACCAUGAUUCCCAAGCCAAGUAGAAAUGCCGGUAUAUCUAGUUUGCUAACCCUUGGAAGUUCAACCCAAACUAAUAAGAAAUUUGACAGUGAAAAAACGACACAAUUCGUACUGUUUGGUCAACCCAUAGUUAUUGAACAACAAACCUCUCAAAGCAAUUCAAGAAUUAGUGUUUCUCCCCGUCAUGCAACGAAUAGUUUUUCUGAUGGGAAUGAAUAUAAAAAAGAGAAUACCUCUGAUUCCUCAGAUACUUCAUUUGUUCACAAUAGUGUACCAGAUUACUUACCAUCUAAAUCAUUUCGAUCAGAAGAAAAUGUGGAGAUUGGACACUCUAAAGUUUUCAUAGAAUCUGAAGAUAUAGGACAAACAAAACAACUUGGUGAAUGGUGAUGAGUCAUUUAGGUAUGAAUAUUCAAACUUAAUCCAGAUUCAUACCAUCAUUUCUUUUUUUAUGUAUAUUAUCCCAAUUUGUUUUGUAGGAAAAUUCACAAAAGCGGCACAAAGAUUAACAAUUCUAACGGCUGGAAGCAGUGAUAAUAUAAGAGCUAGGACUUAUAGUCGCUUUUUAUUUUUGUCUCGAUUAAUAUUUUUACUAGGUUCAAUGAUGAUCUUGA